AUGUCUGCUAUGUACUCUGACACUGAUGAGUAUGACAUCAUUACUGUUUUAGGAAAGGGAACAUUCGGAGAAGUGACAAAAUGUUGGAAAAGGAACUCUGACCACUAUGUGGCCAUAAAGAUAUUACGAAACUAUAAUUUCCGUAAAGGGGUCAUCAAAUGCGAGUUAAAAAUACUGAGGAUUUUGCAAUCUGUGGAUUCAGACAAGUUUUGCAUUGUUCGUUUUUUGGAGUCCUUCACUGAUGAUACCAAGCUUUGCUUUGUGUUUGAGCUUCUGGACCAAAAUCUGUAUGAGUAUCAGAAGGAAAAUGACUUUGUUCCACUACCGAUCAGGCAUAUUCGCUCCAUCACAAAGCAGGUGCUGAUUGCUCUACAGAAACUGAAGGAGCUCUCUAUUGUUCACACAGACAUCAAACCUGAAAAUAUCAUGCUUGUUGACAAGGCCAAAUUUCCCUUCAAAGUUAAACUGAUUGAUUUUGGUUCUGCUUGUAUUUUGCCUGACAUUCAGAAGAUUAAAGGACCAUACAUCCAAUCUAGAUUUUACCGUUCACCUGAGAUCUUACUUGGCUUACCCUUCUCUGAGAAGCUGGACAUGUGGUCUCUAGGUUGUGUUAUGGCAGAGCUUCAUCUUGGUUGGCCAAUUUACCCUGGUACCAAUGAGUAUGAUCAGAUCAGGUACAUUGUUGAUGCACAAGGGCUACCAUGUGAUCAACUGUUGGAAACUGCCAGUAAAACUCACCACUUCUUUAAAAAGGCUCGUCAGCCUAAUUCAACAUAUCAAUGGAGGCUCAAAUCAAUGGAUGAGUAUCAAGCAGAGACGAUGGUGCAACCUCUGGAGACCAGAACAAAACCUUUGUAUUCACUUGACCAAUUAGGAACCGUCUAUACCAAAACUGUUUUCCCGGAUAAGGAUCUGAAAGCGGAACUAUUUGAUCAAUUUAUGAUGGUGGCUCUCAUAAAGAAAAUUCUUCUCUUUGAUCCCAGGCAGCGCGCUACUGUGAGUACAGCUUUAAAGCACCCAUUUCUCACAAUGCAGAAGCUCAAAUCAAAAUACAACAAUACAAAAUACUACAAGAUAGCUGCGCAAGCCUUUAGUCUUGCCUUAACCCCAAGUAAAAAAGUGGAACAUCAUUAUUUUUGUUGUCAAACGUUCAAGCAGUGUUGCCAUUUAGAUAAUGAACAAUAUGAGCCAAACCAGGCACCGCGAAAUAUUAAAUCCAUUGAACAACUAACAGAAGAUGAGUUGGAAGAUUCAGCUAUUGAAGAAUCUGAGAAAGAGGUUGGUCCUCAAAUGUGUUGA
This is a messenger RNA of Amblyraja radiata (thorny skate), 1299 nucleotides long. RefSeq names its product homeodomain-interacting protein kinase 4-like. Gene Ontology annotation, molecular function: ATP binding; protein tyrosine kinase activity; protein serine/threonine kinase activity. The coding region runs from base 1 to 1299 and encodes 432 amino acids. Gene Ontology annotation, biological process: peptidyl-serine phosphorylation; peptidyl-threonine phosphorylation. NCBI's taxonomy places the organism in Eukaryota, Metazoa, Chordata, Chondrichthyes, Rajiformes, Rajidae. The transcript is spliced from 2 exons. The record is from RefSeq and is a predicted model, not a curated record. Gene Ontology annotation, cellular component: cytoplasm; nucleus.